GACGAAGACUAUCAUACUUAUGGUGGUGUGUUACCAAGUCCACUACACCUACCCGGAGUGCAGCCGCAUCGCAGAUCAUAUAUGUCCGAGGUUAGCAUAAAUGAAAACGGAUCGAGUAUUGAGGAAACAAGAUUCACACCGAGGACCAGCAUCUACAUUGCGAAGGAUAUAUCUCUAUCAAAUUUACUUGAGGAGAUGAGACGUGGGUUAGGGGGCAUGGAAGAUGAUUAUAUGUAUGAUGGAGAGGAGGGGAUAGGAGGUGCCGGUUUUAUAGGCGGCAUGACUGUGGAGGAAAAAUUAGAACAAGUGAUGAGGGCUCUGGGGGUUGACGACCCGGAUAGGAUAUAA
Acaulospora colombiana is the source of this 348-nucleotide messenger RNA. NCBI's taxonomy places the organism in Eukaryota, Fungi, Glomeromycota, Glomeromycetes, Diversisporales, Acaulosporaceae. The record is from the annotation of a GenBank genome assembly.